Emiliania huxleyi CCMP1516 is the source of this 1020-nucleotide messenger RNA. RefSeq lists its product as hypothetical. The record is from RefSeq and is a predicted model, not a curated record. Bases 1 to 1020 code for a protein of 339 amino acids. Gene Ontology annotation, molecular function: protein serine/threonine phosphatase activity. Gene Ontology annotation, biological process: protein dephosphorylation. The transcript is spliced from 9 exons. Lineage: Eukaryota; Haptophyta; Isochrysidales; Noelaerhabdaceae.
AUGGACGUCGCUGCGUCGUACAAUCAGCGGCUGCCCUGGCCCGCGGUUAUGGACGUCUCGCCCGAGGACAGGCCCGUCGCCAUCCGCACGUCGUCCAUGGGAAGCACGCCGCUCGACACGCACGCAAAGCGGCUGCGCAGCGAGGCGGAGCUCGACUCGUGCCCGCUGCACGAGCCCGACGAGCCCCCGCUGAAGCGGAUGGAGUUCACGCCGUGUCACUCGCCCACGCGCGCCGAGCAGACGCCGCCCGAGGACAUGGCCAGCGUCAUGCCGCCGAGACGGCUCGCCAGCGUCGGCUUUGGCACGCCCAUCUCGGGCCACCCCAUCUGCUGCCCGCUCGAGUCGCACGCCGGCGCCGCAGCCGUCGCGCUCGUCGUCACGCCGAACCACUUGACGGCCCUCACGCACGACCACGUGGCCGAGCGGUCGAUCUGCGCCGAGGAGGCCGACCGCGUCGAGCGGGCGGGCGCCUCGAACGUGCCCGGCAGCGUGCGGGUGGGAGAGCACGACUUGCCGAUGACACGCGCGUUUGGCAACUUGCGGCUCAAAGUGGCUGCAGGCAGAGACUGGACGCAGGAGGCGGCCAAUGCGCAGGUCGUGACGGCGCUGCCGGACGUGUCCGUCUUUGCGCGCGGUCCGGACGAUCUCGCCGUCGUGGUCGCCUCGGACGGGCUCUUCGGCGAGGUGCUCUCGUCCGAGCACGUUGCCGAGUACACCCGCGCCGCCCUGCAAGAGAACGCUGCGACGGGCGACGCAGAGGGCAUGGCUGCGCGCAGGCUGGUGGAGCGCGCCAUCCACCACCAGUCGUCGGACAACGUCUCGGUCGUCGUCGUCUCGCUCGAACCUUCCGAGGGCUCGGCGGCGUCGCCGGACCUCGCGCAGGAGAGUCCGGACUUGCUGCGCGAGGACUCGACGGCGACGCAGUCUUUCUCGCCCGGCCGGCGCGUCGCGUCUAGCGAAGCCUAUCCGGAGGAAGUGCGGGCGAGACGCUCGCUGUCCCCCGAGGAGGAGCGAUCGUGA